Messenger RNA from Nerophis ophidion (straightnose pipefish), 1844 nucleotides. It is a transcript of the gene cops2, whose product is annotated as COP9 signalosome subunit 2. The coding region runs from base 130 to 1524 and encodes 464 amino acids. Gene Ontology annotation, biological process: protein deneddylation. The record is from RefSeq and is a predicted model, not a curated record. Gene Ontology annotation, molecular function: protein binding. Gene Ontology annotation, cellular component: COP9 signalosome. Lineage: Eukaryota; Metazoa; Chordata; Actinopteri; Syngnathiformes; Syngnathidae. The transcript has 13 exons.
CAUCUAUGGACGAAAACUAGUUCCUCGCGCCUCCUGCCAGCCCGUCACACCACCUCCCCAUCGCCGCAAAACACAGCACAGGCCGGGGCAACUAUUUUUCUCUCAACAAGGACAACAAGGACUGUCACAAUGUCUGACAUGGAAGACGAUUUCAUGUGUGACGACGAAGAAGACUACGACCUGGAAUACUCAGAAGACAGCAAUUCAGAGCCAAAUGUCGACCUGGAGAACCAGUAUUACAACUCCAAAGCACUGAAGGAGGAUGAUCCCAAAGGAGCGCUCAGCAGUUUUCAGAAGGUGCUGGAAUUGGAAGGAGAGAAAGGUGAAUGGGGUUUCAAGGCACUGAAACAGAUGAUUAAAAUCAACUUUAAGCUGACUAAUUUCCCAGAGAUGAUGAACAGAUACAAACAGUUGCUUACGUACAUCAGAAGUGCAGUCACCAGAAACUACUCGGAGAAGUCCAUCAACUCCAUUCUGGACUAUAUCUCUACCUCCAAACAGAUGGAUUUGCUACAGGAGUUUUAUGAAACUACAUUGGAUGCGUUAAAGGAUGCAAAAAAUGACAGACUUUGGUUUAAAACCAACACAAAGCUUGGUAAGUUGUAUCUGGAAAGGGAAGAGUAUGGGAAGCUGCAAAAAAUCCUGAGGCAGUUACAUCAAUCUUGCCAGGUAACCAGUCUUUCAUCUGAUCCAUACCAUCUUUUAAAUCCGCUGUCUUCAAAUGAGAAUGUGACAGAUGAUGGAGAGGAUGACCUGAAGAAAGGCACACAAUUGUUGGAGAUCUACGCUUUGGAAAUUCAGAUGUACACAGCACAAAAAAACAACAAGAAAUUGAAAGCCUUGUAUGAGCAGUCGCUACAUAUUAAAUCUGCCAUUCCUCAUCCAUUAAUAAUGGGCGUUAUCCGAGAGUGCGGGGGAAAAAUGCAUUUGAGAGAGGGAGAGUUUGAGAAAGCUCACACGGAUUUCUUUGAGGCCUUUAAAAAUUACGAUGAGUCUGGAAGCCCGAGAAGGACAACGUGUCUGAAAUACCUGGUGCUCGCCAACAUGCUAAUGAAGUCAGGAAUAAAUCCUUUUGAUUCACAAGAGGCCAAACCAUACAAAAAUGACCCAGAGAUUCUAGCAAUGACAAACUUAGUAAGCGCCUACCAGAACAAUGACAUCACUGAAUUUGAGAAAAUCUUGAAAACAAAUCACAGUAACAUAAUGGAUGACCCCUUCAUCAGAGAGCACAUAGAGGAACUGCUGCGGAACAUUAGAACUCAAGUACUUAUCAAACUCAUCAAACCAUACACAAGAAUACACAUCCCUUUUAUUUCUAAGGAGCUGAAUAUUGAUGUUUGUGAUGUGGAAAGUCUGCUGGUCCAGUGCAUUUUGGAUAACACAAUCCACGGGCGAAUCGACCAAGUCAACCAGCUAUUAGAACUAGACUACCAGAAGAGAGGAGGGGCUCGCUACACAGCUUUAGACAAAUGGACAAAUCAGCUGAACUCUCUCAACCAAGCCAUUGUGAGCAAGCUCACAUGAUGCCAUUACAAAUCAAGAGACAAGGAAAAAUGGCAUGUUUGAAUACAUCCAUCAAGAAUGCUACUGUGCUUCAGACGAGACACCGCAAGAUUUGAAUACAGGCACUGAUUUCAAGAAGACUGAAAACCCAGCGGAUGAGUUCAAACUGUGUUGUUUCGUCCUGAUGAGAGGAAAUCACUGAGACUUGUUUUUCAUGUACCAGAUUGGCAGAUCCAUGUGCAGAUAUUUUGGUUGUCCAAUGUGUAUGAGAAAACAUACACAGUAUUUUAAUGUAUACUGUUGCCUGUUGGUAAUAAACAAAGUCCUCUCAGCACUUAAAA